Molecule: messenger RNA, 580 nt
Organism: Pelecanus crispus (Dalmatian pelican)
Lineage: Eukaryota; Metazoa; Chordata; Aves; Pelecaniformes; Pelecanidae
Source: RefSeq, a predicted model, not a curated record
GGGCUUCAGCUAUGUGGACCUGGUGGAAGGGCUGCGGGACGGGCGUUUCUAUGCCCUGAAGCGCCUCAUGUGCGGUGCCCAGCGGGCGCUCGGUGAUGUCCAUCCCCACAGGGACCUCAAGCCCACCAACGUGCUGCUGGAUGAGGAUGACCGGCCUGUGCUGAUGGACCUGGGCUCCAUGAACCAAGCUCGCAUUGAAGUCAACAGCUCUCGGGAGGCCAUGGCCGUGCAGGACUGGGCUGCCCAGCGCUGCACCAUCUCCUACCGUGCUCCCGAGCUCUUCACGGUGCCGAGCCAGUGCGUCAUAGACGAGCGCACAGAUAUCUGGUCCCUAGGCUGCGUCCUGUACUGUAUGAUGUUUGGGGAGGGCCCCUACGACGCCAUCUUCCAGAAGGGUGACAGCGUGGCCCUGGCAGUGCAGAACCCCAUCACUGUGCCCCCCACGACCAGGUACUCGGCUGCCUUACAGCACCUGCUCUCCUCCAUGAUGACGCUGAACCCCCAGGAGCGUCCCAGCAUAAAUGAUGUCCUCACCAGCUUGCAGCCAGCGCCGGCGGGCCAGGACACCACGCAGAUCUGA